This is a messenger RNA of Aspergillus fijiensis CBS 313.89, 1014 nucleotides long. RefSeq lists its product as uncharacterized. The record is from RefSeq and is a predicted model, not a curated record. NCBI's taxonomy places the organism in Eukaryota, Fungi, Ascomycota, Eurotiomycetes, Eurotiales, Aspergillaceae. The transcript is spliced from 2 exons. The coding region runs from base 90 to 899 and encodes 269 amino acids.
CACUUCGACUUCGAACUAGUCACUAUUAGGUACCCAGCCUACCUAUCGGACAUCCGUCAUUUUUUUAUGAUGUUCCAUCAGUAAGCGACAUGCCGAAUAAGCGCGUCAGAAGAAAUACCCGGUCUUCACAGAAGCUCCCUUCUCCGCCUCGAUCCGAGCAGGAUGCUGCAGUCGCAUAUGACGCUCAUUGUGUGGAAGAUCCUGCGUCAGGCGGCGGGGGAGUCACAGAACGUCAGACUGAAGACCAUGACUCAGUGACGUCGGACCUUGCGGACGAAGACGAGAUGCCCGAGGAGACAGGGAGCACUGGCGAACAGCCGGCUAUGCAUGCGGCGGGAUACGCAGGCGGAAGCGGAGCAGGCUACAACGCGCUCAAGUCGUUCAACGGUCAAGUGUAUUCAGGGAUGGCCGUCGGAGGCUCGCAUACCUGGAAGUAUGAUGAGGGAACGUGGAAGGAGACGAAAGAGGAGCCGGACCUCUGGCGCAUUGAUUACCGGACAAACAAGCGACGUGCAAAAAGAGCGCCGGAGGGAAGCGGUGCACCGGUGGGGACGGAGUAUCACUGGUUGAUUGUGGGACAUCAGCACGUCAAGAAAGUCGAUGCGAAUACCUACGAGACCCAUCUCACCGGCUCGAAGUAUAAGCUCGCGUAUAAGUCGGCCUCAUCGAACUCGUGGUCGGUUCCGACCGUGAAGAAACAGCGGGAGAGAGAGGUCGAGCUGCUGGAGGAUGCAAAGCAUCGCGUCCAGGGACUGCCUCCGGUGCUGGCAUCGGAGAAAGUCAAGGUUGAGAAGCAUGAGAAGGGGCAAACGAAGCUCGACACUAUGUUCGGCAAGGCGGGGACCAAGCGGAAGGCAUCCCAGGAUGCUCACAACGGAGAUGAAUAUGGAAAUAUGUGAUUCACUAACUGUGGUUGGCCGUAAUGGACGCGGAAUCAAAAUGCACCUGGACUGAAAAUCACAUUUUUUACGCCCCCGCGCAUGAUGAAUUGGGGCAAUAAAACUGCUCCCUACA